UGGAGGUGAGACUCUGUUCCUGUUUGCUCUCCUCCCCGCAGACAACAUGGCGAACUGAUCACUCGACACCUGCGCUUUGCAAAGCUGUAGCUGUAGUUCGACUUGUACCUCAGCCUAAUGUCUGGUUCCUGAUUUGGGACUCAAACCGAUUAGAUUCGAUUUCCGGUGCGGGCUUUGAGGUUGGACCAGCGGACCGAUGAAACCUUUAGCGGAACAAUGUAACGAGCAUCAAAAGAAAAGCGGUGAGAAUAACCCCGGGGAGAUGAUGGCGAGCGGAGCGGGAGCUGCUGGGAACACCGGAGAGGGUCACACUCAGAUGAAUGGGUUCUCUGUGCCUGACGGUGUGAGCAGUCCUGUUUCACAGUCUCAGCCUGCUUGUACCCCGUCCUCGCCCAUCCAUCAACCACCGGUCAACCUUCCCAGAGGGCAGUGGGGCGGCAAGUAUGAGUUUCUGCUCUCCUGCAUGGGCUACUGCGUUGGCCUGGGAAACGUUUGGAGAUUCCCUUACCUGUGCUACCGCAAUGGUGGAGGUGUGUUUCUCAUUCCUUACUUCAUCAUGCUUUUCUUCACGGGCAUGCCCCUCUUCCUCAUGGAGCUGAGCCUGGGGCAGUACGGAGCCGCUGGCCCAAUCACCGUCUGGAAGUGCUGCCCGCUUCUCAAAGGAAUUGGUAUCGGGAUGCUGUGUGUGUCCACGCUUGUUUGUCUCUACUACAAUGUCAUCAUCGCCUGGACGUUUUAUUAUCUGGGAAGUUCUUUCCAGAGCCCAUUGCCAUGGUCCUGCGAUGCUAUUGCUAAUGCUGCAAUCUGCACGAACAACACCAAUGUCACACCUGCCCUUAGUGCACCUGAGGUCUUCUGGAAUGAACGUGUCCUGGGUGUGGUCAACAGUCGGGGCCUGGAUGAUCCUGGGCCAGUCAGGUGGCAACUUGCUCUGUGUUUGCUGGCUGCCUGGGUCAUCAUUUUCCUCUGCAUACUGAAGGGCAUUCACAGCUCUGGCAAGGUGGUGUAUGUGACAGCCACGUUCCCCUACGUUGUACUGAUCGUUCUGAUCAUCAGAGGAGCCACUUUAGAGGGCUCACUCCAAGGUGUAGCCUUUUAUCUCACCCCAGUCUGGGAGCGACUAGCUAAUGCCCAGGUAUGGAAUGAUGCAGCCUCACAGAUCUUCUACUCACUGGGCAUUGGCGUAGGAGGCCUACUUUCUAUGGCUUCCUACAAUAAAUUUGACAAUAAUGUUAUCAGGGACACCCUUGUAAUCACCAUAGGCAACUGUGCCACCAGCUUCUUUGCAGGCUUUGCUAUCUUUUCCAUCCUAGGUCACAUGGCCUGGAGGAAGGGUGUUCCUGUGGAGAUGGUUGCAGAUUCAGGUCCAGGCUUGGCGUUUGUCGCUUACCCAGAAGCCCUGGCUCUUCUGCCUGGUUCAGUUUUCUGGGCCAUUCUGUUUUUCUUAAUGCUCUUUAUGCUAGGAGUGGACACACUGUUUGGUAAUAUGGAGGGCAUUACCACAGCAGUACUGGAUGAGUUCCCUCAGCUCAGAGGCAACAUGAAGCAGAAGUCCAUUUUCUUGGCCCUGCUCUGCUUCGGCUUCUACUUGAUGGGCCUGUUACUGAUCACUAAUGGAGGGAUUUACUGGUUCACCCUGAUAGACUCAUUCAGCACCAGUUUCGGUCUCAUCAUCAUCACUCUGUUUAUGUGUCUGGGCAUGGCAUUCUUCUACGGUGUGGACCAGUUUUGCCAGGACAUAGAGGACAUGAUCCGUCCCUGCCCGUCCUGGUGCAAUAAACUGCUGCUCUACUUUAAAGCAUGCUGGGUAUUCUGCACACCCUUCCUGUUACUGUUCAUCCUAACCUACAUUUUCAUCGAGAUGUACAGAACGUCCUUGCGAUACGGUUCUUAUCAGUACCCCACGUGGGGCAAAGGCCUCGGGGUGUGUAUGGGACUUGUCUGCUGCCUGCAGAUCCCCAUCUGGGGCAUCGUGGCUGUCUGGAAGGAGUCUGGCACCAUGAAGGAACGCUUCCAGAAAGCCAUCCGACCGCUGAACUCCUGGCGAGACAACAACCAAAGCAAUGGCAUUCAGCAGCAGAGUGCAGGGCCUGAGAGAGUGGACGGGCCCUACACCGUCAACCUGACUGAUCUGGAUUUCACUGCGAUGGCCUGGGAUGCGAGUGACGCGUAAAAUGAUAGCAGUGUGAGGAGGCGGAACUUAACAGGGAUGAAUGUCGAGACUUUUCAUGGACACGGCAGUUAUCUUGGAAUGUGUGGGGACCAAAGCUAUGCACUCAAUAUAAACUGCAAUAUAUGUUGUUUACUGCAUCGACAGUGCCUAUUUUCUUACAGAAACUGGAUAAAACUGUAAAAAAAAAAAAAACUUGUUUUUAGAGACAGUUUUCUGGAAUGGCAUGAGAAAUGGACAUGGUUUGAGCUUUUGACCACGGUCAAUAUCCAGAAAGCAGUAAGGUUUUCCCCAAUGGGGAUUAAAGAAAAAAACAAAUAAUAAUAGAUUUCAUUUCCUCCAAUGUCAGGUAGUUUUUUUUUUAAAUAAUCUUUUUAUUUAAAUAUUUUAUAGAUUAAUAGGAGUAAUAUAUUAUUAGGGUGGGCGUUCAAACGGUCUCAGUCUGCUACAGAGAAUCAAGUUUGAAUCCCACCACUAGGCUUGAAGUCCAAAGGUGCAUAAUUGAGCAUGCUGUAUGUGCGAGUUAUCAGAUCACACUAACAAGUUGCAUUCGGCUAUGUUCACAUUACAAGCAUCGACUAGAUUUGCAUGCCACAAUGGUUCACGUUGAUUAUUACAAGUGACUUUUAUUUGACUAUAAUGUGGAUAUGUUUGUCUUUUGAAAUCCCACACAUUAAUAUAUCUCUGUUCAUGUAAUCUGGUAUAAACACAUAAUAUUUGUGCGACCACUCAUUCAUUUUAAACAAUAGAUGUGAUAUUAGCAAAAAACUUCUGGGUAUUUUUCUCUGAGGAUAUAUCAUGGGAUAUAUCCGAUCUAGGAAUAUAUACAAAAGUGACUUAGAUCUGAUCUGAAAAACAUCACAUUUGUGCAUUCAGACUGCCAUAAAAAACAUAUUGGGGUAAAAAAAUUAGAAUUGUGUCACAUCAGGAUGGUAAUGUUACUGUAACACAGCUUACUGUGCUCACAGCUUACUGUAUGAUUUCAAUUCAUCACUUUUGUUUUUGACGCAUGUUAUGUGCUAUACUUCUAACUGUAAUAACGUCCCACAUUCACCAGAGGCACUAACAAUCUGUUGCUUCAUUUAACCGUGAGCUUCAAUUAAUCCACGUUCACAGUGUGUGUUCAGCCGCCCUGCGAUGACGUGACUGAAGAAAUGAAAACAGUCGUCAUUCAGUAGUCAUACAGUAGUUGUAGAAGCUGAUAUUUUGGUGGGAGCUGGGAAAAUUAAUCAUUAAUUCAUGAUGAUGGAACUAAAUAUUGCUUAAAGGCAAGAUUUGCAACAGGUGUCCAGUAUAACAGCAGUAUUCAUCACUGAAAGAGCAUUACAGUUUUAUCAAGCUUUAACAAAGUUCUUUAAUUGGC
This is a messenger RNA of Clarias gariepinus (North African catfish), 3533 nucleotides long. It is a transcript of the gene slc6a7, whose product is annotated as solute carrier family 6 member 7. Gene Ontology annotation, molecular function: L-proline transmembrane transporter activity. The record is from RefSeq and is a predicted model, not a curated record. Gene Ontology annotation, biological process: sodium ion transmembrane transport. Lineage: Eukaryota; Metazoa; Chordata; Actinopteri; Siluriformes; Clariidae. Gene Ontology annotation, cellular component: membrane. The transcript is spliced from 15 exons. Bases 197 to 2173 code for a protein of 658 amino acids.